Molecule: messenger RNA, 1578 nt
Organism: Rhagoletis pomonella (apple maggot)
Lineage: Eukaryota; Metazoa; Arthropoda; Insecta; Diptera; Tephritidae
Gene: CCHa2-R
Product: neuropeptide CCHamide-2 receptor
Biological process (GO): G protein-coupled receptor signaling pathway
Cellular component (GO): membrane
Molecular function (GO): G protein-coupled peptide receptor activity
Source: RefSeq, a predicted model, not a curated record
GGAAUACAAAAACUAAUUUGCUUCGCAAAUAAUGCCAAAUACCGAAGUAAUCGGAUGAAAAUUAUUUGAAAAAAAUUAUUUACAACAAGACACAAGUUCUGUCAAUAACAGUAAUUAUAUAAGGAAAGGCGCUAAGAACAACUGAAUAAAUAUUGGCUAAACUUCACACAAUGUAAGCUGUCCUGGCUGUAAUAUUCAGCAAACUGACAAAGGAAAAAAAAAAGAUUGACGAAAAAAAAUACGUCGGCAAAAUGUACGAUUUUGUCCGCCUCGCCAGCACAUAAUAAAAAUCCACUCAACACUGCGUGAAUACGACAUAAGAAGCGCACAUCAUUCAGGCGCAAAUCAUCCGUCAAGCGUCAAGGCGUUAGCCACUUAGUAACUGAACGCAGUAAAGCAACGCAGAGUGGUGUCACACUCUUCAGCACUCCACAGCUCGCGUGUCCGCCUAAACAUGCUUAUCUCACAUCCUGCACCGGCACAGCUUGACGCGGGCAUCCCGAUAGACGCAGCCCCAUCAUACGCCACAGCCACCACAUCGCGCGCGUAUUAUGACGACGUAGCAGGACUGGCUUUGGCCGCUGCUGUCGGCAAUAUAGCCGCUGUCAACUCUUUCGUCGACAGACUGCGCAACAAAAGUGAGCCGGGCGGCGGUGGCAGCGGCCACAGUGAAAGCGACUAUGAUGACGCGGAUAUCGAUCCUGCCUCGGAUUAUGUGCCACCCGAGCAACGACCCGAGACAUAUAUUAUCACAGUGCUGUUUGCGCUCAUCUUUAUUGUUGGCGUUUUAGGUAAUGGCACUUUGGUGAUAAUAUUUUUUCGGCAUCGUUCCAUGCGCAACAUUCCCAACACCUACAUUUUGUCUCUGGCCUUGGCCGAUCUGCUGGUCAUCAUCAUUUGCGUGCCGUUGGCCUGUAUUGUCUAUACACAGGAGAGUUGGACGUUUGGCGCCCAAAUGUGUCGCAUCAGUGAAUGCUUCAAAGACAUUUCCAUUGGCGUUUCGGUGUUUACACUGACCGCUUUGUCUGGCGAGCGCUAUUGUGCGAUAGUGAAUCCGUUGCGUAAAUUGCAGACAAAACCUUUGACCGUCUUUACCGCCACCAUGAUCUGGCUGCUGGCCAUUUUGUUGGCGACACCAUCUUUUGUCGUCUCGGACAUUCAAGAAAUACAUUUGCCGCCAGGUGGACACAACGAGAAUCUGACGAUAAUUGUUUAUUGCUCGCCAUUUGGACGUAAUCGCACUAAUCUGGAGUCGUAUACCAGGUAUACAGUAAUCAGCAAGGCGUUCGUCUAUUAUCUGCUGCCGCUAUUUAUUAUUGGUGCGCUUUACAUCCUCAUGGCUAAGCGUUUGCACACGAGUGCACGCGAAAUGCCCGGCGAAGCGUUGGGCAUGCAGACCCGGUCGCAGGCGCGAGCCCGUCGCCACGUAGCUCGUAUGGUGGUCGCUUUCGUUGUGGUAUUCUUCGUCUGCUUCUUCCCCUAUCAUCUAUUCGAGUUGUGGUUCCAUUUAAAUCCAACUGCCAAAGAGGACUUUGAUGGCUUCUGGCACGCGAUACGCAUAAUUGGAUUCUGCGCGAG